This is a messenger RNA of Rosa rugosa (rugosa rose), 1263 nucleotides long. RefSeq lists its product as uncharacterized. The record is from RefSeq and is a predicted model, not a curated record. The coding region runs from base 1 to 1263 and encodes 420 amino acids. The transcript has 3 exons. NCBI's taxonomy places the organism in Eukaryota, Viridiplantae, Streptophyta, Magnoliopsida, Rosales, Rosaceae.
AUGCGAUUGAUUCAAGGCAAGUUAGAUGACUUGAUGAGGAAGAAUUUUGAGGUGUGUCACUUUGACGAGCAAAAGGCUCUCCAAUUCAGGUUGAAUGAAUUAUCUACUACUAAUGAAUCUUAUUGGAGACAACGUUCCAGGAUUCUAUGGUUAAAGGAAGGGGACCAUAAUACGGCUUUUUUUCAUCGACGGGCUUCGAAUCGUAGAUGCAGAAACCGUAUUAAGGGUCACACUAAUGCAUCGGGGCAAUGGACUUCUACACCAGGAGAGGUCUCGGAGAUAUUGCUUCACUACUAUGAAUCUAUAUUGAGGGCAGAUACCUUGGAACCGGAGGCACUUAACGUUGUGUUGGAUUGCUUGCAACCCAAAGUAUCGGAAGAGAUGAACUUUGGUCUUAUAGCCCCAUACUCUGAUGAUGAGAUCAAGAAGGCUUUGUUUCAAAUGCAUCCCUCAAAAUCACCAGGUCCUGAUGGGAUGUCCCCAUGUUUCUUCCAGAAAUUUUGGAACGUGGUAGGACAUGACGUUUGUUGUGCAAUUAGGGAAGUGUUGACUACGGGUAAUGUCUCCCAGGAAUCAAACUUCACACAUCUUACUCUUAUACCGAAGAUCAAGGAACCGAAACUUCCUUCUGAUUUGAGACCGAUUGCGUUAUGUAACGUGGUGUACAAGAUAGCUUCCAAGGUCCUGGCCAACAGACUCAAGAAAAUUCUGCCUCACAUUAUUUCCCCGUUACAGAGUGCUUUUGUUCCAGGUUUUAUAUUGCCCACCAGGGGUAUCCGACAGGGAGACCCCUUAUCUCCAUAUUUGUUUAUUUUGUGCGCAGAAGGACUCUCAGCCUUGAUUUCAUCGUCUUUUCAGAAUGGAACCAUCAGAGGCUUAACCAUGGCCCCUAGUGCUCCCACCAUUCACCAUCUACUUUUUGCAGAUGAUAGCUUUCUCUUUGGGGAAGCCUCAAAAUCUAGUGUGGUGUUUAGUGGUAAUGUUAGUUUGCAGAACAAGAAUAAUCUUGCAGCUAUUCUUGGGGUGCAGUGUGUUAAUGAACAUGGUUUAUACCUUGGCUUGCCUAUUCAUGUUGGGCAUAACAAGAAAGCCAUCUUUGCUUAUCUAAAAGAGAGGCUGUCAAAGAAGCUCAUUAGUUGGCGAUCCAAGAUUCUGAGUUCAGGAGGUAAGGAAUUGUUGAUUAAGGCAGUUGCUCAAACUUUACCUAAUUAUGUCAUGACCCGUGAUGCUCUGCCUAAGUCUAUGUGCAAUGAGCUACAAUAG